Molecule: messenger RNA, 783 nt
Organism: Scutellospora calospora
Lineage: Eukaryota; Fungi; Glomeromycota; Glomeromycetes; Diversisporales; Gigasporaceae
Source: the annotation of a GenBank genome assembly
AUGGAUGUUCACGUGCUUUAUGGGCCAGAUGUUGCUGAAAACGAAAAUGUGACCACUGCUAUUUCGUAUUCCCAAGCAAUGCACAAACCUACAAAAAAGGAAAACACAACACAAGAAAUAAAUGCAAUAGCCAAGUCCAAAUUACAAAUUCUAGUGAAGCACAAACCUACAAAAGAAGGAAAAAGAAGCACAAAUGCAAGAAAUCAUUCAGUCCAAAUCAAUCUUAGUAAAGCACAAACCUACAAAAGAAGAGAAGAAAUUAAAAGCAGAAACAACAGCAAGAAAAUGGAAGCUACUUACCAUUACAGAAAAGCCAAAUUACCAAGCCCAGUGAAGCACAACACAGGAAAUGAAACUACAACUAAGUCUAUCUCACAAAUCCCGGAGAAGCACAAAUGCGAGAAAUUAUACAGUCCAAACAAUCCCAGCGAAACACAACCCUACAAAAGAAGAGAAGAAAUUAAAAACAAAGCCAAAUCACUAAACCCAGUGAAACACAACACAGGAAAUGAAACUACAACCAAGUCUACAUCACAAAUUCCAGAGAAGCACAAAUGUGAGAAAUUAUACAGUUCAAACAAUCCUGGUGAAGCACAACCCUACAAAAGAAGAGAAGGAAUUAAAAACAAAGCCAAAUCACCAAUCCCAGCGAAGCAUAAUACAGGAAAUGAAGCUACAACCAAGUCUACAUCACAAAUCUUAGAAAAGCACAAACGUGAGAAAUUAUACAGUUCAAAUCAAUCCCAGCAAAGCACAACUCUACAAAAGAAGAGAAGGAAUUAA